UUGGAGAUGUCGCCGAACGGAGCUGCAAAUUAAACAGAACGGCGGGUGGAGCUUUGGAGCAAGGAGGAGCGCUGGACAGCAGCCUGUGAGAAUGGCUGAGUUGAGCUGGAAGGAGGUAGUUUUGUUGACAGCAGUAGUGACUGUUUGUUACUGGAACAGCACGCAUUGUGGGUUUGUUUUUGAUGAUGUCUCCGCCAUUCUGGAUAACAAAGACUUGCAUCCUUCAACACCUUUGAAGAACUUAUUUCACAAUGACUUCUGGGGAACUCCUAUGAGUGAGGAAAGGAGCCACAAAUCCUAUCGACCGCUCACUGUGCUCACAUUUCGAUUAAACUACCUUUUCAGUGAACUGAAUUCAGCUUUCUACCACCUCUUGAACCUUGUCCUGCAUGCAGUGGUCUGCAUAAUUUAUCUCAAAGUAUGCCAACUGUUCCUGGACAGGAAAUCCAGCCUGAUUGCUUCUCUGCUUUUUGCGGUUCAUCCAAUUCACACUGAAGCGGUUACUGGAGUUGUAGGUCGGGCUGAGCUUUUGUCCUCCAUUUUCUUUUUGGCUGCAUUUUUAUCGUACACCAAGUCUAAAGGUCCCAACAAUUCUAUCGUGUGGACUCCUAUUGUGGUCACUGUGAUAUUGGUUGCUGUUGCAACUUUAUGCAAGGAACAAGGAAUAACAGUCAUCGGCAUAUGUUUUGUCUAUGAAAUCUUUGUCGCCCAAGGAUUCACUUUGCCAAUUCUGGGGGAGAUUGUGGUCCACUUGGUACGAGGGAAAGGCAAUCUGCCAUCAUGGGUUCUCCAGACACUAAUCAAACUUAUUUUUUUGAUGCUGAGCACUCUUCUGCUUGUCAUUGUCCGAGUUCAAGUCAUUCAGUCCCAGCUACCCAUUUUCACCAGGUUUGAUAAUCCAGCUGCUGUCAGUCCAAGUCCUGUAAGGCAGCUCACAUUCAACUACCUCUUGCCCCUGAAUGGUUGGCUUCUCCUGAACCCAUCAGAAUUAUGCUGUGACUGGACAAUGGGCACUGUCCCAUUAGUGGAAUCAUUCUUUGAUAUUCGAAACCUUGCCACAGUCACUUUCUACUGUUUAAUGGUUCUACUGAUCCAUUAUAGUCUUCGCUAUCCUGGAGAAUCAUCCCAGGUUGUAAUAAUGGCCCUUUCGUUCAUGGUGUUACCAUUCAUUCCGGCAUCAAACUUGUUCUUCCCUGUUGGCUUUGUGGUAGCAGAGCGUGUGCUUUAUGUUCCGAGCAUGGGGUUUUGUUUGCUGGUUGCCCAUGGAUGGAAGAAGAUAGCAGAAACAUGGAAUCUAAAGAAGUUGUCCUGGGUUGGUUUGACAAUUCUGCUUGUUGCCCACACGAGCAAAACAAUUUAUCGCAAUUGGGAUUGGGAAUCUGAAUACACCCUAUUCAUGUCUGGUCUGAAGGUCAAUAAAAACAAUGCCAAACUUUGGAACAACGUGGGACAUGCUUUGGAAAAUGAACAUAACUAUGGGAAAGCUUUGAAGUUCUUCAUUCAAGCCACUAGGGUUCAACCAGAUGAUAUCGGGGCCCACAUGAAUGUUGGAAGAACGUACAAAAACCUGAACAAAACCAAAGAAGCAGAAGAUGCCUACAUGCUGGCAAAAUCACUAAUGCCGCAGGUUAUACCAGGAAAGAAGUACGCAGCACGAGUUGCACCCAAUCAUCUGAAUGUUUACAUCAAUCUCGCAAAUUUGAUUCGAGGGAAUGAAUCUCGUUUGGAGGAGGCUGACCAACUUUACCGCCAAGCAAUCAGUAUGAGACCUGAUUUUAAGCAGGCAUACAUCAACAGGGGUGAGUUACUUCUGAAGAUGGACAGGCCUCUGGAGGCCAGGGAUGCCUACAUAAGAGCCUUGGAGUUGGAUAAGACCAAUGCUGACCUCUGGUAUAAUUUGGCGAUUGUUUACAUUGAGCUCAAAGAUCCAACUGAAGCCUUGAAACAUUUCAACCAAGCUCUAGAAAUCAGUUCUAACCACAAGCUGGCACUAUUUAACUCUGGUCUGCUUAUGCAAGAAUCAGGUGAGGCAAGCCUGAGACCUGAAGCAAAGAAGCGUUUUUUGAGUUAUGUGGAAAUGGAACCUGAGGAUGCAAAUGGCUACUUCAAUCUGGGUAUGCUUGCCAUGGACAACAAAGAGAAUGUUGAAGCUGAAUCCUGGAUGAAGAAAUCUAUUCAGGUGCAACCAGGUUUCCGCAGCGCACUAUUUAACCUGGCACUGCUAUAUUCUCAAACUGGGAUGGAGAUGCAGGCUCUUCCAGUUCUGGAGGACUUACUACAUCACCACCCUGAUCACAUUAAAGGCCUUAUCCUGAAGGGGGACAUUCUCAUGAACAAGAAAAAGGAUAUUCAAGGAGCCAAAAAAUGCUUUGAAAGGAUUUUGGAAAUCGAUCCCUCCAACGUUCAGGGGAAACACAACCUGUGCGUGGUGUACUUUGAAGAGAAGGACCUUAUGAGGGCUGAAGCUUGUCUGUCUGAGACCUUGGCUUUGGCACCUGAUGAGGAGUACAUCCACCGACACCUGAGCAUUGUGCGCAACAAGAUAGCAGCUCAGGGCAGUGGAGGCUCGUUGGAACAAUCAACACCAGCCAUCAGCCCAGCAAAGCGAGUGGGAGGUGAAGCCCCUACUGAGAGCCAGAAGGGGCACAGCAACAAACAGAGAAAAGUUUCCAAAAUAGCGGACGCUUCUGAAGGCGACACAGAGUUUUCCAGCAAUUCAAAACAAUCUCAAAACAGUCUGAACAAACGGACAAAAAAAAAGUCCAACAAAGAAAUCAAAGAGAUUGAAAAGAAGCGAGCCGCUGCCUUAAAACGGCUGGAAGAGAUUGAACGCAUUUUGAAUGUCGAAUAGAAUGGAAGUUGUGAACACUAAGGACGUAUGUGAUCAUCGUCCUUUUAACUUGAUUACAUUAUUGUGGCAACAAUGGUUUACAGUUUCCUGCCAUGCAGGAAGCAUUUAUUUUAUGCAAAGUAACUUAAAUAGGAAUCAUAAUUAAUACCAACAAAGCAAAUGAUUUGUCUGAAUGCAAACUUAAUCACUAAUUUAAUAAACUGAAAGGCUCCUACCUCCUCUCACCUAUAACAAACUCAAACGAAUAGCCUUUCACAGUGCAGAUUCGGUUAAGGUCCUUGCAUUUUGGGACCAUACCACAGUUUGAAGGUUUGGGAAGAUCUUGAGCCAACCCAAGUUACUGGAUGGUCCAGUAGCACAAAUGAUUUCCAUCUCUUCCCCUAUUGGUUCAAUGUUUAAGUGAAUGGCAACAUGUGGGAUUACAGAUUAGAAUGUUCAAAUUGAAUCCAAACGUAUUAACAAAUUUCAUCUGAGACUCCCCAAUCUGCUUUGAUACCACUGGGUUGAGGAAGUAAGUAAAAAUUUGCCAACUUUCACCAUUUUGGCUGCUGUUUGGUGGCCCUGUUGGGAAGCACAAAUGGAUCAAUGCAAUGAGCUGAUGGGGCUUGGCUUAAAAAACUACAUCCGCCCCCUGCUCCCCCUUGCAACCACAGCAUGUUGCAGCCAAAACAAAGCUCUGACAAUGCUCAAAGAGCUAGGUACAAACUGCGUCCACAUGUGCCAUCAGAGGGGAGGAGGAACAAAAGCUGAAAAAGAGAGCAAGUUUUCAAAGGCUUGCAUUGGUUUCCCACCCAGAAUCAUUGAUGAAAGUGAUUCCUCUGUUGCUGUGGCCAGUAAACUGAAUGCAUGAGUCACAGCCGGUGGCCACAGGACUGGAUACAAUUAAGGAUAUGUUGUUCUGUGGUGGUUUGUUACUUAAGGGGUGCGCUUGUAGAAUAGAGAUAGCAAGUUUUACACCUGCAUUUUGUGAAACCUGAGUAUCUUUUGUUUAAGAGGAAAGCAUUUCCUGAGGACUCAAAAUUGUUCCCUUGAGUAUGAAAGGAACUGUUUGAACUUCUGAAUUCUGAAGUUGUUAUACAACCUGUAGCACACUUCCACAGCCUCUUAUUUAUGUAAUAUAUAACUGAGUGUUUUGUUUGCUGCCUUCACGUGCUGGGUAGUGCUUAGGUAAGCUCAGUUUUCAUUUUUCUGUGCACAAACUUUGAUUACUGUGGCAAUAAAAGUAUCUUUACUGUCAUACUGUUAAACCACUCCUGAUACGAAUGUUACUUAGAAGCAGCACAUUUUUAACAGAAAAUAUGUUUGAUUUUUUUUCCAUGUUGGGUUUUUGUAUAAACAUUUUAGUCUUUGUUCAAAUCAUGCAUCACUUUUGUUUUGAAAAAUUAAGUAUAUUGUGUUCAUUUAUCUUGAAGUCAACAUUGGGUCAAACCUUAUUUCUUUUGCUCCAUUUUCAUGUUUCAUUUGUCAUUAUACAGAGCACCCCAAUUUUGCAUCUUUCUUAUGUAAUGCUGUAGCUGCAUCUAAUUAUGUAAGGUUCAAAUUUCUGCUGAUGUGUUUACACUGCAAAUUUUUCCUGAGUUGUUCUCAGUUUUGCCAUGUUAGUUCAUAAAGACUUGACUGACUUUUUGAUGGACUGAAUCACUAACCAGAAACACAUUUUUUUAAGUGAAACCACUCUAUUCCGAUUAGUCUAAUGUCUUGAUCUAUGUUUAACUGACAUUAACAAGUGGUAUAACCU
Messenger RNA from Hemiscyllium ocellatum (epaulette shark), 4589 nucleotides. It is a transcript of the gene tmtc3, whose product is annotated as transmembrane O-mannosyltransferase targeting cadherins 3. NCBI's taxonomy places the organism in Eukaryota, Metazoa, Chordata, Chondrichthyes, Orectolobiformes, Hemiscylliidae. The transcript has 14 exons. Bases 92 to 2851 code for a protein of 919 amino acids. Gene Ontology annotation, molecular function: mannosyltransferase activity; protein binding. The record is from RefSeq and is a predicted model, not a curated record. Gene Ontology annotation, cellular component: endoplasmic reticulum. Gene Ontology annotation, biological process: protein O-linked glycosylation via mannose.